Messenger RNA from Durio zibethinus, 1934 nucleotides. RefSeq names its product SUN domain-containing protein 2-like. Gene Ontology annotation, cellular component: nuclear envelope. The record is from RefSeq and is a predicted model, not a curated record. Lineage: Eukaryota; Viridiplantae; Streptophyta; Magnoliopsida; Malvales; Malvaceae. Gene Ontology annotation, molecular function: protein-membrane adaptor activity.
CCCAAACGCCACAAUUUCAAAAUCACUUGAAAAGCCACAGCGUUCAAAUUUCCCGAUCAAUCUAAGUUAUUAGCAUUUUAUAAUUCAUUUAUUGUUAUUUUCCAUCGAUUCUUUGAUUCGAAAAAACAAUGUCGGCAUCUGCCGUCUCGAUCACAGCCAACCCCGCGAUGGCGUCACGUCGCCGGCCGGUCCUUAUCGGCGAAAAGAAAACGAACGUCGAAGCAUUGGUAGCCGAACAGAACCCUAAUGGAGUUAACGUUGGAGAAGAUAAAGCCACCGGUACUGCUGUUACUGCCGGUCACAGCAGAGAUCUGAGCCACCACUCCGUCCGGGCCGAAGCGUCGAAGGACUUGAUGCAAGCGAGAAAAGCCACUGUGGGUCAAAACUCGAACGUCCCGCAGCGGCGAACGCGGAAAGGAGUGGUCAACAAGACGGAGAAACCCCGGUUAUUGACUGUGGUUAGUAUUUUCAUUAAGAAUUUAGUGCUUUUGCUUGUUUUGGCUGGUUUAGUUCAGAUUAUUAGGAAAUUGGCUUUGAAAUCAGGGGAGGUUAGUGGGGUUGGUACACAGACUGGAUUAACGGAAUUUGAGGGUAGGGUUGCUGAGGUUGAGAGUUUUUUGAAGACAACGGCUAAAAUGAUUCAGGUUCAGGUAGAUGUUGUUGAUAGGAAAAUCGACAAUGAAAUUGGUGGGUUAAGGAGGGAAUUGAAUGAGAGAAUUGAGGAUCAAACUGGAGUAUUGAAGAAUUCAUUGAAAAAAUUGGAAGAAAAGAGUGAGGGAUUGGAUAAGUCCUUGAGUGAAUUGAAGAGCGUGGAUUUGUUGACAAAGGAAGAGUUUGAGAAGAUGUAUGAACAAAUGAUAAAAGAAAUGGGUGAAAAUGAUAAAACUGAAAAUGCAGUGAGUUUGAGUGAUCUAGGAGCCUAUGCGAGAGAGAUUGUUAAGAAUGAGAUUGAGAAGCAUGCCUCGGAUGGGCUUGGGAGGGCUGAUUAUGCACUGUUUUCUGGUGGGGGAAAGGUUGUUAGGCAUUCCGAGCCCUUUCUUGCUGGAAAGGGAAGCAACUGGUUUUUGAAAAGUAGUCAAAAUAGGGUUCAUCGUGAUGCAGACAAGAUGUUGAAGCCAAGUUUUGGAGAACCAGGACAGUGCUUUCCAUUGAAAGGAAGCAAUGGGUUUGUUCAGAUCAAGUUGAGCACGGCUAUAAUCCCAGAGGCUAUUACUUUGGAACAUGUUGCCAAGAGUGUGGCAUAUGAUAGAUCCAGUGCACCCAAGGACUGCCGUGUCUCUGGCUGGCUGCAAGGUCGUGAUCUCAAUUUACCGGUUGAUGCUAAUAAGAUGUUUCUUUUGGCAGAAUUCACGUAUGACCUUGAGAAGAGUAAUGCUCAGACCUUUGAUAUAUUGGAUGCAGCAGGUGUUGGCAUUGUUGACACAGUCAGGCUGGAUUUCUCUUCCAACCAUGGAAGCCCUUCAUAUACUUGCAUAUAUCGAUUGAGGGUGCAUGGUCAUGGGCUCGAUUCUGUUUCAAUGGUAAAAAUGCAGCCUUAAUGCAAAUCAUACUUUUGCAAUCUGCAUUCCUCUUGUAAUUUUUGUUCGUCUAUUUAUAUAACUGAAUAGUACUUAGGUCUUUCCACUUACUAGAUACAGAUUCCUUAUCCUGUCAAGGUUUUCUUGUGUAGCAAAUGAGUGUGAAUCUACCUUUGUGUUUCCAGUUAGGCUGUACUUGAAUUAAGAACAAUGAUCUAUAUGAACCAGAAAUAGAUGAGCUUUAGUCUCCUGGGAGGAGAAGUUCGAUAGACCGAGACAAUAGUUUCAGCUAUUCAUUUCCUGGGCAAUAGUUGGAUUGUCCGAAAUGGUACAAAUGUAUUAAAGAACAAACUGUAAGUUUUUACGAUUUUUUUUAGGUUACGAUUGGGGUUCAAAUUCGAGAUUUUCAUUCUUAGA